AUGCUUGACGAAGUGGAUACUGCAUUAGUCGUCGAAUCCACGUCGAUCGCCCCAUCUCCCUUCCCCCACCAGAGCUAGGUCUUUCCGCUUCCUCGCCUCUGAACCCAUCGAUUGUCGAAAUGACGAUUUUGCUGAAUAGUUCAUGACUGCAGAUUUUUGUUGUUGUUGUUGUUUCAGAGCUUGGGAUGCUGGUUGAUUGAGUGUUUCGGUGUGUAACGUGCUGCUCCUGUUUGCUGCAACCAGUAGUUGAUUGGUGUCGUAGCUGACUUUGGACUCUUGGACGGUGUAGCGAAAGGGUUUCAUCAAUUCGAGGUGGGGUGGAAUUUGUUAGCGGCCGAGGAGUCGGCGAGCUGUUUGCGUCGUGAUGGUUGGUUGAGCUGUGUGGUGGUGUUGUAUGGUGGAGUUUUGGUGUGGGAGUGGGGGGCUGGUGAGAGGAUUCGGAGAAGGUGAAAAUUUCUGGAUAUGGUGAGGGCCAGUAAUGCCCUGGUGGCGACGAAAUGGGUGGGGUUGUCGGCAGCUAUUUGGGUGCAAGCCUCGGCUGGAAACGCUUACAUGUUCGCGUUCUACUCUCCGACGCUCAAGUAUGUGCUUAGUUAUAACCAGGUCCAGCUGAACAACUUAGGUGUGGCGAAAGAUUUCGGUGAGAAUGUGGGUCUCCUUGCUGGCGUUCUGUGUAACAAGCUUCCCCCGUGGACGCUCUUGUGCACUGGCGCUCUCUGCGGCUUCGUGGGUUAUGGAUCUUUGUGGCUCGUCGUCAGUGGUCAGAUUGCUCCCAUACCUUACUGGCAGAUGUUCGUGCUGCAAUGCAUUGCUAGUAAUUCGGCAACGUGGUUCAAUACAGCAGUUCUCGUCACAUGCAUGCGCAACUUUCCGCACUCGCGAGGCACCGUGGUUGGCAUUCUCAAGGGUUUCGUAGGCCUUAGCGCGGCCAUCUUCGCGCAAUUCUACACAGCUCUCUUAUCAUCCGACGCUUCCCAGCUCCUGCUCUUUCUCGCAGUUGCUCCAACGGUGGUGUGUCUCGCCUCCAUGCUCUUCGUCCGGCCCGUUUCAGCGGUUCAGAAUGUUAGAAAUUCCGACGAACACAAAAAAUUUGACUUCAUCACCGCUAUGUGCAUUACGCUCGCGGGUUACCUCCUCAUCAUCACUUUUAUUGAAAGAAUGGUUGUGAUGAACGACGUCAUUCUCAUUAUGUUGACAGUUGUGAUGGUGCUCUUCUUAGCCGCUCCUUUAGCUAUCCCAGUCAAGAUCCUGUCGGGAGACUGGUUCGGCAUCACUCAAAUUACAGAAGACUCACUUCAAGAUGCCCUGGAGCCACUACUCGAGAAAGAUCCCAAGGCGAAUGCUCAACCCUCAAACCCGACAUCGAUGAGCACCGAAGGAAAAUCACCCCAAGAGGUUGCGACUUCCACACAGACUGAUUUGAGAGCCUUGGAUUAUGAGGAGAAGGGGAAGAACAUGAUAUUGCACGAACACAAUUUAGCGAAGCUUACCCAAGAGGAUGACGAUCCGGAGAUUCUUCUAGCUGUCGGAGAAGGAGCAGUGAAGAAAUCCAAGAGACGACCGAGACGAGGAGAGGAUUUCAAUCUCCGGCAGGCGCUAGUGAAGGCCGAUUUCUGGCUUCUUUUCUUUACAUUUUUUUGUGGAGUUGGAUCUGGCGUCACCGUAAUCAACAAUUUAGGCCAAAUCGGCGAAGCGCAGGGAUACUACAAUAUCAACAUCUUCAUUUCUUUGUUCAGUAUAGCGAAUUUUCUCGGGCGUCUUGGAGGAGGCUCCUUGUCUGAGCACUACGUCAGGUCUGACGCACUGCCCAGGCCAUUGUGGAUGGGAAUAGCCCAGAUCAUUCUCAUAUUUGUCCACCUGAUUUUCGCAUCUGCGUUACCUGGCACGCUCUACGUUGGCUCCAUAUUACUAGGGCUGUGCUAUGGCUUCCACUUCUCAAUCAUGGUGCCCACGGCGUCUGAGCUUUUUGGUCUCAAGCACUUCGGCAAGAUCUACAAUUGUCUCACCAUCUCCAAUCCUCUCGGUUCGUUUCUGUUUUCUGGGUUCAUAGCGGGGUACCUGUACGAUGCGGAAGCUAAGAAAGGCUCAGGGUUUGGAAGCAAUCUUAAGGAUCAGGAAACUUGCACUGGUUCCCAUUGUUUCCGACUGACAUUCUACGUCCUGGCUUGUGUUUGUAGCGUGGGUGUCAUAUUGACAGGCGUUUUAACGUACAGGAUUCGAAGUGUGUACACUUCUAUGUAUACGAAAUCUCCUCAUCCUUCCACAUCCGAUCUUCAGGCGCAAGAAUCAGUGGAAUGAGAUUUCUCUUUCUCGAAAUGCUCAUGUUUUGUUAGAGACCCAAUUUUGAUAAACCAACUACUGCACCAUGAGCGACUGAUACUAGUGUUGCAAUGGAAAAUCUUCCAUAGACACAUAGACUUGAGAAAUUUUUGCUAAGGGAGAGAAGUGUGUUACAGGAGUUUCACGUCGCAAUGGUUGGAGAAUUGAGUGCUGUGUUGGGUUAAUGCUGCUGCAAUGUGUCAUAUGAGAUGGUUUCUCUUUUUGCAGAAAUGUGGGUAUGGGUAUUUGAAAAACACAAUAACAGCUAUGUGAA
Physcomitrium patens is the source of this 2593-nucleotide messenger RNA. The record is from RefSeq and is a predicted model, not a curated record. Lineage: Eukaryota; Viridiplantae; Streptophyta; Bryopsida; Funariales; Funariaceae.